UCUAAAGUCAUUUCGUUUACUGACGGGUGCUACGAUUUAAUAUUCUCCUAAUGCUUUAUCUUUUGCCCGGAUUCGUUAGUAGACAGACGGACGGUUGGCACCAGAUAGUAUAUAUGUAAAAAUCGGUUUAAUAAAUUUAAUAAACAGCAAUUGAAAGAAGCAAUAGAAAGCCAACCUGAAGUGGAUGAUAGUCGAACAACGAAUAUCCACGAUCGCUUUGAGACGUGUCUCAACAAACGUGUAUAAUCAAUCAAAGAAUUCAUGUGUCUCCAGAGGAAUUGUGUUAAGUGUAUAAAAAAAUGUUGGUCAUAAAUGAUCAGAGCUGUGUGUUUAGACGGUUUGUUGGCAAGAUCACCUCUGGAGAAAUAGUUAUUAAGCUCGUACUUUCAACUUGACAAAUAUCUUAGCAGCAUAUCUGAAUAACACCAUAAGCUGACUUUUAUGUGAAAUCCGGAGAGAAACGACGAGUGAUCGUGCAAAAUUACAGUCUAAUAAAAAUUUAAAUAGAAUUAAAGAUGGCCGCUGAAAUGUCGGGCAAGUUGUGGAAAUGUUAAAAGAACCAAGUAACUACACUUUAUGUAUACCUGUGAAAAAGAAAACAAAACAAAAUCAUAUAAUGACGGUAUCUAUAGCAAAAAAUAUUAAAAGAAAACUCGCUCUUUAGCAAAUAUGAUAAAGGCGAAAACAAGUAAUCAGCAACAGUACUAGAAAGUACUCAGCAGCUUAAGCACACGUGGUUAUGUGUGUAUUGGUGCCGCAUACGAAUACUUUAUGUAGCAUUAUGAUAAACAAGUGUUCAGUUCAAUAAGACAUUCAAAUCGAUUUUAUUGGUAUUAAUUGCCGAUUGCCAGCGGCCGAGUUUGAAGAUCCGUUUAAUUAAGGGACCAAACAAAUAGCGAAUCAAAGAAAGAAGAAUAAAAUGAAAAAUUAUAUUGCACAACAUUAUAGUUUGAUCGAAGCUCACCAACUCACCAUAAGUUGUCAGCAAUUCAUUUACUCACAUCAGUCAACGAAUAAAACUUAUAUUUUUUCACUGAUUCUAUUGUAAUCGGCCGAAAACUAAGUUCAAAGACGAUCAUGGCUGAGUCCGGCAUAAACAUGGAUUUCGAUCUUGAGUAUUUCCCCAUCGAAGACUUAGAUUUGCUUUCAACUGAAAUCCAAGUUGCUGGGAGAACGGAUAAUGUAGAAUUCUAUGAAUUAAAGGCUGCGACCCGCACAGUACGAUUUGAUGAUAUUCCUACAUUCAAGACAGCUGUUCCAAAAUCUCGUACACAACUCAAGCAACAGUUGCAGCGCGAACAACAGCAACAAGAGUUGGAGCGGCGUGAAGCAGAGAAAAGAGCCGUUGCCGAAGCUGAAGCCGCAGCUCUCCAAGAGCAAGUAGAGUCUUAUAUAACACAACAGAUUCCAAAUCAACACCAAAACCAGCAGCUACAUUCAACAAUAACAAACACCCAACAUGUAAUGGGUUAUAACAACAGUGUGGGGUAUAGGCCAGCUUCUAAUAGCUUUGGAACACCUUUUAAUGAAGUGCAAAUGAACCAACAAAACUAUUUGGCUCAACCACAAUCAGUCACAUCUUCUGGUGCAAGUUCUAGUCCAGUUAUGCUAAAGGGGCCGUUGCAAAGUAUCGGUGUGGAUGUGCCAAAACAGGUUUUGCAGGUGCGUACAGUGUUGGAAAAUCCAACCCGUUAUCAUGUCAUACAAAAGCAAAAAAAUCAAGUUCGACAAUAUCUAAGCGAAUCUUUUAAGAAUGAAUGGGAGAAUAAAAAUGCACUCAACUCACCAACGAUACAAAAUAUAAGCCAUGAUUCCAAUCUUAACAAAUCAGAUUUUAUAGAAACCAACGGAAGAGGAGAACUAAAUGCCGCAAAUUCGCCUCAGUUGGGGCUCACACCGAGCAGUUCUACUCCCAUGCUAGAUGAUCCUAUGCAGUUAUCACCCUCUCCUUUUGGUAUGAAUGGCGGAAGCAGUAGUGUGGCAACUAGUAGCAACUGUCCGUUCUUUCUUCCUAACGAUCAAAAUUCAGUCAAAAGUUUUGGAGCCGACAGUGCAUAUAAGAACUCAAUUGGAGGUAACUCCUCAAGUUUAACAGGUGGAAAAAGUUGCGUUCUCAGUGGAGGAAAUACAUUAUCUCUUGGUGGGCGUUCGUCUGGGCCAGUAAAUUCUCUGAGGACUACGAAUUGUUCUAAUGUAUCUACAGCCAGUCCCGUGCAGUCGGCGCCCAUGUCUCCUUUGAGUUCAGUGGCAACUAGUGCAUCCGAACUCCUCUUGUUUGACAGUGAUGCAGACGACUGUUUAUUCGAUACGGAUCUUAAGUUUGAUAACUUCUCAUCUGAUUUGGCCAUAAAACAAGAACCACAAUCCUUUACUGAUGCUGAAAUGCAUGCAUUAGCUAAAGAUCGACAGAAGAAAGACAACCAUAAUAUGAUCGAACGAAGACGACGAUUCAACAUAAACGAUCGCAUUAAAGAACUGGGUACGCUGCUGCCAAAAACAAACGACCCGUAUUACGAAGUGGUACGUGACAUUCGUCCAAACAAGGGCACAAUACUUAAAUCUUCUGUCGAUUACAUCAAAUGCCUGAAACACGAAGUAUCACGACUGAAACAGAAUGAAUUGCGUCAACGCCAAAUGGAAUCGCAAAACCGAAAGCUAUUGAAUAGAAUAAAAGAAUUAGAAAUGCAAGCAAAAUCACAUGGCCUACCAUUAAGUGAUUUCAAUUUAACAUCAGUAUCGGCACCUCCGCCAGCUUCUUAUCUCAAAAGUUCCAGCCCUCCAUCACCACAUAGUCAUCAUUCAACAUCCUUAAUUCCUGACAUGGUAGAAAAGCUAUCAGUUAUUACCAGUGAAGCCAGUCUCAGUAUUACUCCAAUUGACGACCUUAUGGAAGACAGCAAGCAUCCAGUCCAAGGUGGUGAUCCCCUACUCUCCUCUAACAUUAGUCACUUUUUCUCAGCGCCACACUCGCCAACUGCAGCACAAUUACAGUGUUGUAGUAGUUUCGAUGGUAAUGACUGUAUCGGUGACAAUGGCAGUGAUUGUCAUAAUCAUAACUGCCAGAAUAACCAGCACUCAUUAGAUGACAUCUAUCAAAACGAUGUUACAUCUUCAGCGUCCACGGUAGGCCACAUUAACAAUAAUUGUUGCAGUAGCAAAAGAAAAAGUAUGGGUAGCGGCGUCUGCUGCCUAACGACAAGUUGCCAUCAAUCGAACCAUAAUCAACAUAAUCAUCACCAUGACCACCACCACAAUCAGCAACAGCAUCAACAUUCUCAGCAACUACAACACCCUCAAAAUGCGCUAAAGCAUAGCUGCGAAAAGAACUCGUUCAAUAAAAGUCACUAUCUACAACACUCGCAUCACCAAAUGAAUAAUAAUGACAUCAGCAGCCUACCUAAGUCGCCGUCGACUUUACAACACGGUCGGGAUCCAUUGCUUUCUUCCUCGCACCACCAACAAGUGGAACAAAAUCUUCCCCUAAAUGCUAUUGAGCCGUCCGCGCUCCAGCAUCAUCACCACCAUCUGCACGAUGAAGACCAUCACAUCAGCGUUUCACACGCCUCAGAUGACCUUUCCAGCGCCAUGAUGAGUGAUUCUCUUUCCCUGGUGUCGUCCGCCACAAAUGAUCCUAUGCUGUUGUCGCCUGAUUCCUUGGAUAUAGACCUGGCAUGAUGCAAACUCAGGCGAACAAACAAAACUUAAUUUAUCUUACCUACAAUUGUAUUCUACAAUAGAACAAACAAAUUAAAAUCAUUGCAUCGGUCGUAUUAAAAGUUAAUACAACAAAAAAACCUCUAUAUAAUUUUAUUGAUUAUGUACAUUUAUCUAAUUGUCUACAAAAUUUAAGCGCAGAAAUAACAGAAAUUGUUUGCAUGUAUACACAUAAAUGCAUAUAGAGGGGUUUUCAAUAGGUGCGCUCGAACUUUGAGUUUGUCAUGUAAUGGUCAUGUUGGUAAAAGUAUCAAGUUUGGCGUGAAUAACUUUUUAGUCUUAGUAUUAUUUCUUCUAAGAUGAGAAAGGGCCGCGCUCACUGUGGUUCAUUAGGCUGCGCUAUUACAGAGGAGCCAUUUGUAUGAAAUUACGACAUACUCGUCGAAUGUAUGUAAACAAAAACAAUUGAGACAAUAUCCUUUAAUCUGUUUGAUUUAUUUAGUUUAAUAAUCCGAGCGUUCUUAGUGAAAACUCCUAUACAUGCAUUCAUAUGCAUAUGUGGAUAGUGCACGCUCAUAUAUAUAUGAUAAUCUUAUGAACAUGGUUUGUUAAUUGUUACAUGUUUAAGAUGUAAAAAUGUUUUAGUUUGAAAAUUUACCUUUAUGUAGCUAAAUGCGAUAUAUAAGUACAUACACGUCUUUGCAUAUAAAUUUAUUUAUAUGCUUAUUAUUACAAA
Molecule: messenger RNA, 4390 nt
Organism: Anastrepha obliqua
Lineage: Eukaryota; Metazoa; Arthropoda; Insecta; Diptera; Tephritidae
Gene: Mitf
Product: LIM domain-containing protein A
Exons: 9
Coding region: 1078-3675 (865 amino acids)
Biological process (GO): regulation of transcription by RNA polymerase II
Cellular component (GO): nucleus
Molecular function (GO): RNA polymerase II cis-regulatory region sequence-specific DNA binding; protein dimerization activity; DNA-binding transcription factor activity, RNA polymerase II-specific
Source: RefSeq, a predicted model, not a curated record